This is a messenger RNA of Paralichthys olivaceus (Japanese flounder), 4293 nucleotides long. It is a transcript of the gene bag6, whose product is annotated as BCL2 associated athanogene 6. Lineage: Eukaryota; Metazoa; Chordata; Actinopteri; Pleuronectiformes; Paralichthyidae. The record is from RefSeq and is a predicted model, not a curated record. Gene Ontology annotation, cellular component: BAT3 complex. Gene Ontology annotation, molecular function: misfolded protein binding; polyubiquitin modification-dependent protein binding.
GUAGCUUCCAGGUAGCAGAGCUCGUACCAGGAAGUGGAUCGCGUCUCACUCGGUGAUAAGAACCCGCUGCUGACGCUGGAUAAGCCCGAACGCUAGAGCGACUGCCAAGCAACACCAUGGAGGAACAAAGUGCAGACAUAGAAGUGACAGUCAAAACCUUAGACUCACAGAGCAGAACCUACACUGUUGGCGGUCAGUUGACAGUGAAAGAGUUCAAGGACCAUAUUGCUCCUUCAGUGGGUAUCCCUGUGGACAAACAGAGACUGAUCUACCAGGGCAGAGUGCUACAGGAUGAACGAACUCUGGCAGACUACAAUGUGGGUGGCAAGGUGAUACACCUUGUGGAGCGGGCACCCCCUCCGCCCUCUCAGCCUGGCUCAGGGUCAGGAGGCUCUUCGGCUGAUAGUGGCUCCUCCUCGUCCUCCCAAGGAACACCCCAGGUGCCUCCACAUGAUCGUAAUGCUAACAGCUACGUGAUGCUCGGCACCUUCAACCUCCCUGUCAACAUAAUGGACCCCCAGCAGAUACAGAUGUCAGUCCAGCAGAUGGUGGGGGAGAAUGCCAGAAAUGCCAGAGUCACAACCAGCACUGGGAGCAACGGGUCUGUGAAUGUGCACAUUGACAUGGACCAACCGGUGCAGAGCGAGCCGAGGCUGAGGCUGGUGCUGGCUGAAAACCUGCUGAGGGACGUCAAUGAUGUCAUCCAGCGAAUGGAGACUCGGCCGAGUGACGCAUCCUCCCAAACUGAGACAACAUCUGCUGCUGCUGCUGCUGCCGCUGCCGCUGCUGCCACUACUACUACUACUGCUGCUGCCGCUCCCCCUCCUCCUUCAUCUUCUUCUACCUCCUCCACUCCAUCUCCUUCCCAGCCCAUGGACACCUCCCCACCUCCAACAACCCCCCCAUCUGCACCCUCCGCUUCUGGACACUCCGAGGGACCAACCCCCCAACCUGGACCCAAUCAUCCCAGCCCAACAGAGCUGGCAGAGAUGUUGUCUGAGCUACGGAGGGUAGAGGAGAGACUUCAGCCCUUCAUCCAGAGAGCUCACACCAUCCUGGAGACAGCCACCACCACAGAAUACAACAACAAUACAGAGAGAGAGGAUGACCAGCGGACUCUCGUCUUAACAAUGGAGUGUCUCCGUCUCCUUGGAAACGCCCUUGUGGCCCUCAGUGACCUCCGACUGAACCUCAUGAGCCCUGUGCCCCGCCACCUUCACGUGGUCCGUCCGUUCUCCCACUAUUCCACCCCGUCCAAUAUGCCUGGAGCCGUACACCACCACAUCCCAGUGCAAAUGAACCUGGGUGCCACAGUUACUGUUGCGGCUAACGGCACUGAGGGACAAGCCUCGACCACCCAGUCGGCAAGCCAAUCGGAGCAGGCAGGUCAGGGACAGACCUCUACCCCACAGACUUCCCCGUCCAAUCAGCAGGCGGGACAGGGACAGGCUGGCCCCCGGGUCAUCAGGAUCAGCCACCAGGCAGUCCCGGUGGUCAUGAUGCAGAUGAACACGGACGGCCAAGGAGCAAACCCUGCAGCAGCUGGUCAGCAAAUGCCCGGACAACCAGGUGCCCUCCCCCCUGACUUUAUGCGGAACCUCAUGCAACAGAUCAGCCAAUACGCCGCUGCCGUAGCUACUAGUGCCGCUACCGCCGCUGCCACCGGCCAGCCAGUCCCGCCGCAGCCCACCCCUCCCGGCUACAGCUCCACAGCCAACUCUUCAACUACCACCACGGGUCCCAACACACCCACCACCACUCCUACUGCUCCCCCACCACCUCCCCACACUGGACCCCAGGCCAGGGUUGUGUUCACCCGACCCCCUUUUGCACCCAACAUGCCCCCUGCGGCGUUUGGCACCAGAGGAACCACCAUCAAUGUGAGGGCUGCCAUGCCCGGCCAGCAGCCAGGACAGGCUUUCAACCCUGCCGCUCUCAACCAGAUGAUUAGUGGACUAGUCGGACAACUUCUGCUGCCGGGACAAAUGGCUGGUCAAACUGUCACAUCCUCAUCCUCCUCAUCCACAUCCACACCGUCCUCCACCUCCUUUCCCGCCUCUCAAACCACAACCUCUUCCUCCUCCUCUUCCUCUUCCUCCUCCUCGUCCUUUUCUUUCUCCACCUCCGGACCAACACCCCCACCCACUGCAAACAAUAGUAGUCCACAGAGCCAGACUGAGACCAACCCCAAUGAGCCCCAGUCCCAGGAGAUGCCCCCAGACCUCAGCCAGCUCCUGGGUUCUCUCCUGGGUGUAGCUGGUGCCGGCCCUGGAGGAGCUCCUUCUAUCACCGUCACCACAUCUGGUGUCCCAGCCUUCAUCCAGGGAGUCAGUGAGUUCAUGCAGCAGGCCCAGCCCAUCUUUACUCCACCCCCACCUCCCUCUGGUACUGCUCCAGCUCCCGGUUCAGGGCCCAACCCGAUGCCUAACCCCGCUGGAUCAGCUGAAGCCCUCAACCCAGAGUUAUUUACAGGCAUCGUCCGUGGUGUCCUCAGCACCAUGAUGGGCUCCCUGGGCCAAACCCAAAACGACACAGAGAGCAUCGCUCAGUUUAUGCAGAGGCUGUCCCAGGCAACCAACAUCUUCAUCAGUCCCGAGGAUCCUACUGGGUUUUUCGGUGAGCUGCUGAUGUUGGUGUGCCAGACGUUCACCAUGUCAGACCUGGUGAUGCUGCUUCACGGACAGCACCAACCUCUUGGUCGCAUCCAGCCUCAACUGUCCCAGUUCUUCACCCAGAACUACCUCAGUGGCAGAGAGCCCACCGACCAGAAUAUUGCUGAAUCUGCUGAGAGUCUUGUUAACGAACUGGAGGAGUACAUCACUGAGAGCUUUAGAGAGUCUUCAGUCACCGUGUUGGACGGCGUGGAUGUUACUCAGACCAACAUGUCCUUCUUCAGACAGCAGCUGACUCGUAUCGCCACACAUAUUCUGCGCUGCAGUGAUGAAACAUUCGGGCCCCGGCUGCUGCUGAUGUGUAACCAGGCUCUGUUCGAGUGUCUGGCCCUCAACCUGCACUGCCUGAGAGGAGACCAGAGAGCUCUGACUGCAGUCAUCAACCACAGAAUACGAAGGAUGUCGAGUGACAUCAGCCCCAGCCUGGUCAACUGGAUGACCAGCAUGAUGACGAUGAGGCUGCAGGUGAUUCUGGAGCACAUCCCGAUCUCACAGGAGCAGAUCCAGAACUACAUCGUUCACACACAGAGAGAUCAGUCUUCUGCAACUGGCACACAAGAGCCUGAACGAGCACAAAGUGCAACGAUCGUGGACAGCCCCUCACCAGCUGCAGCAACCACGGCAGAGGAGGCCAUGUCUGUGUCACACGACACAAGGGCAUCGUCACGGGAGACGAGGGUGUUGCCCGGAGACCUCGGAGCCGCGGGAGGGGCCGCGCCAUUAGGUGGCGACAUGGCAGCAGCAGGAGCUGAGGGAGGGAGCGAGGAGUCUGCUGGAGAGUCAGAGGCCUGGGCGGCUGCUGUUCCGCCUGAGUGGGUGCCCAUCAUCAGGUGCGAUAUGAUGACCCAGAGGAAGAUGAAGGCCCAGCCUCCGCUGUCCGACGCCUAUUUGCAUGGAAUGCCGGCGAAACGCAGAAAGACAGGACAGGGGGGUGCGAGCCUCCUCUCCCUCUCUGAUGCAGUGAGUCAAGCAGCCAGGACGGCCGGAGUUCGGCCCAUCACCUCUGCCGAGCGACUACAGGACGAUCUGGACACACAGGAGACAAAGGAGGCGUACGCAGAACAGGUCAAAGCCGACAUCAAGAAACGAGUGAGAGAAGACCCGGAUUUCAACUCUCAGCAGUUCCCCAACUCGCAUAGAGCUUUCUCCUCAGACUCGUAAUCAGCUGUAACCCACAAGUACUCUAGCUGUUUUCAUCUGUGUUCAGUUUUUGUAUCAUCGUUUAACUUCCCCGACCGCUCGCUACAGCUUCUCCCCACUGUGUGUACCGUUUUUAAGCAGCUAGCGGCUCUCGUCUAAUUUCCUAACGCUAAUGUGACUGCUUCCCCAGUGCCUAUUUAUUACUUAGUGUUUAUUUAGGUCAAACCUUUGCUGAGAGAAUGUCCCCGAUCAAAAAGAUACUAUAUUAGAUUUAAGUUUCACUAAACCUGGUGACUUUAGUUCUGUUACCUUGUGUACGUCGGUAUUUCUUUUGCUCUCUUAUCCUCGUGUAGCUUUGUCAACAUGGAGCCUGAGUUCUCGUUAUUUAGUGAACUUUUGCCUUCCUCUCGAUAAAGUGCAGGAGUAUGAUUUCAUGUGAUGAACAUGCUGUACAGUAAGCUUAAUAAAAAUCUUGAUACAA